CGUCCAAGCUGAGUGGAGGGCAGCACAGCCAAUAGGCUUGUUGCACAGCCAAUCGACUUGCUGCACAUUGGCUUUGUCAUCGGGUGCUGAUAUUGAGGAAGGAUUCUCUAUGCUGCUCCGUUCGGUGUGUUUGGAAGGGCUGAUGAAAUGCCAGGAUUGGGCUGCCUCUAGGGAGAGCCUCUCUGCCUUAUAAUGUGAGCCAGUAGCAUCCAGGCUCAGGCUAACGCACAACCAUCGACAAAGCAGGCCUAGGGGAAACCAAGCAGGCCUAGGCGAAACCAAGCAGGCCUAGGGGAAACCAAGCAGGCUGGCUCUGCUACUGCUACUACCCCUUCUCCUCUUCCAGCCGAAAAAGGAGGGAUUUAUUUUUUACCGUCAUCCCCCCAUCCAUCCCGUGUUCUGUGGUGGCCUCCUCCUCCUCCGCCUGCUCCCCCUCCUCCACUACAGCCUCCUCCUCCGCUCUCUCGUUUUUUCCCCCUCUUCCUUUUAUUCUUCUAGAGGUGCUUUUGGAAAUAGCAGACCUCCAUGUAUGACAAUUUGUACCUGCAUGGAUUUGAAGACUCGGAGGCGGGCUCAGCUGAUUCCUACACAAGCAGACCAUCGGACUCGGAUGUCUCUCUGGAGGAGGAGCGGGAGGUGCCGGGGCAGGUCCAGGGCCAGAGCCCGAGCCAAGGGGGCCCGGGGACCCAGGCCCCGGUCCAGACCCGAGAGCAGAAGGAGCAGCAGGCCACCGUGCAGCUGGAGAGAGCCAAGGCUAAAGCCGUGGCCUUUGCUGUGAAGACCAACGUCAGCUACUGUGGAGCAUUGGACGAGGACGUGCCGGUGCCAGCAACUGCCAUCUCAUUCGAUGCUAAGGACUUCCUUCACAUAAAGGAGAAGUUCAACAACGACUGGUGGAUCGGCCGGCUGGUCAAGGAGGGCUGUGAGAUCGGCUUCAUCCCCAGUCCCCUAAAGCUAGAGAACAUCCGCAUCCAGCAGGAACAGAAGAGAGGGCGAGUCCAAGGUAAGUCUGGAGGCAAUUCUUCCUCAAGUGUAGAGGAUGAGGUGUCCGCCUCGAUCAGACCCCUCAUCUCCUCUGCAGGAAAGCAGAAACAAAAAGUGACUGAACACGUCCCCCCUUACGACGUGGUGCCAUCCAUGAGGCCUGUGGUGUUGGUGGGGCCCUCCCUCAAGGGCUAUGAGGUGACGGAUAUGAUGCAGAAAGCACUCUUUGACUUCCUCAAGCACAGAUUUGACGGCAGGAUAUCUAUCACACGAGUCACAGCAGAUAUAUCAUUAGCCAAGAGGUCUGUUCUGAAUAACCCCAGUAAGCGCGCCAUCAUCGAGAGAUCAAACACCAGGUCCAGUUUAGCGGAGGUGCAGAGUGAGAUAGAGAGGAUCUUUGAGCUGGCCAGGUCCCUACAGCUGGUGAUCCUGGACGCAGACACCAUCAAUCACCCAGCCCAGCUGCUCAAGACCUCGUUGGCUCCCAUCAUCGUCCAUGUCAAGGUCUCCUCGCCCAAGGUUCUGCAGAGGCUGGUCAAGUCCAGAGGGAAGUCCCAGAGCAAGCAUCUGAACGUACAGCUGGUGGCAGCUGACAAACUGGCCCAGUGUCCUCCGGAGAUGUUUGACAUCAUCCUGGAUGAGAACCAGUUGGAGGAUGCGUGUGAACACUUAGCUGAGUAUCUGGAGGCCUACUGGAAGGCCACCCACACCUCCAUGGCCACGCCGCUCAACCCCCUGCUGGGACGCAACCUGGGCCCCACCGCCCUCACUCCUUACCCCACCACCAUCUCUGGACUGCAGGUGAACCAGCAGACUCAAAGAAUGAGACAACACAGCAACCACACGGGAGACCACUCCACGCCCAACGAGCGUCGCAACCUGAUGACCGCCGACGAGAACUACCACAACGAGCGGGCGCACAAGGGACGCAACCGCAUGUCGUCGGGCUCGCAGCACAGCCGAGACCAAGACCCGUACCACCAGGACUACCAGGACCCCUACCAAGACUCCUACAAGCCCCACCGCAACCGCUCCUCCCCGGGCAGCUACAGCCACGACUCCCGGCACAGGCUCUGAGCCCGAAUGACGUCCCAGCUUCACAACCCUUAUAGGCCUCAAGUCAACUCUCUGGUGGCAACAGAGUCAAAAUGGUUCCCGUUCAAAAUAUUGUGUCAAAUUCUGUUGUUUUCGAUUAUUUGUUUUACUUCAGGCGUUAGAUGAGGAGUAGUCCCGCCCCCCUGAACAAAAUCUCCAAUCACCUCUCAUUCCCAUUCUGUCUUUCCUGGGCACUGGCAGGGACCCCUGUUAAGCAAUGAUGAGGAAGGAUGAGGAAGAAGGACAUGAUGCUAAUGCUACAUAACUGAGUUAAUACAACUCAUAUGACUGAGUUGCUUUUCCUCACAAGUGGACUUUCCUAGUUCCUGUGUUUCCCACACAGAGAGAUGGGUUGAAGAGGAAAGCAGUAUGAGAUAUUGUGGGCUCAGAAUUGUGUACCCACAACCCCCCCCCCCCCCCCCAUGAGUCGCCAUAGCAAGUGGUGGAGUCACUGCUGAAAGCUGGUAGUCUUACCCAAGAGUCCCGAGACCGUUCAGUUGUUUGCAUGCUGACUGAGAGAGUCCUUACAGUACAUGUCUGUUGUCAUGAGGAGUUGUAUACUUAGACCUGCCCCACCAUGACUGGCAGUGGUCUUUUUCCAGACUUCAACUGAUUCCUGAGAGGAGCAUGUGAAGUAUUUGGUUGUUUUGUUAACAAGUGCUUUCACAUGUCAGAUACUGUAUGUGCCAUUUGAACACCUGUCUAGCUUGGCCUUUCUUCGGCAACAGUCGAUACUUUGCAUAUCUCAGUAUUUUUCGCUACUCUGAUUCGGUUGUGUCAGACUCAUAGAGGUAUUAUAACAAGAAGCAGGGGUGUCAAACAUUCAGAGUUCGCCUCAUCUCUGGCCAGCCUCGUGAUUGGUUGACCGUCCAUGCUGCUUCCUGUGUUUCUCUCUGGCCAGCCUCGUGAUUGGUUGACCGUCCAUGCUACUUCCUGUGUUUCUCUCUGGCCAGCCUCGUGAUUGGACGACCGUCCAUGCUGCUCCACUAAUGUUGGAUUGUGUCUUCCCAGGGUCCUUUGCAUCAUGAUCAUUGAUUCUCUGUGUAGCUGGCAUGUUUUCCCUGACUUGAAAAAGUAAUGCUCCCUUUGGUAGUAAUAUCUCUGUGUAAAAUAGAGGGUGUUUAAGGAGGGAAAGCACACAUUGGUGCAAAAUAGGUGCAGUCUAAUUACUUGAGAGUGCGUCAUCUGAACUUUUUGUGGGUAUUUAAAUACAUGAACAUGGAAAUGGAAGAAAUUAAUUGGUCAGUUUAUUUCUAGCAACAAUUUUUCUUCAGUAAUUGUGGGUUUUUGGAGUUUUCGGUGAGAUGACAAGCAUGCAGUUGUACCCAAGGGGGUUCGGUGACUAGUUGCAUUGGCUCACCGAUCCAAUGCGUAGGCUUUAGUUUAGUGGGCUAAUACACACUUCUGGCGUGCAGGAGGCCCGGGUUCGAGGUCGGUCACAGAGACACAACCACCCUCCAGGUUUUCCCUGCGGUGGAUAGGUCAUCUAAACUGGAGCUUUGACCAAGAUGGAGAUGGUGGUCCCUCCCUGUGCAUCCUGGGAGAGGGAGUUCUUGGGGCAGCGUAUUCUGAGGCAUUGUUAGAGAGAUGUGCAGAGUUAACUUGUUAUAGCUAGCUGUGUUUUAGUGUAAUUCCCUCCAAUAGAGUCGAUGAACUGUAGUGACAUUUGUAGCACCCUCAGCAGGUGGUGCCUUAACAUUCUAAAACAAUUAAGAACUUCUGAAACGAUAGGAUCUUAAUUAUGAUUUAGCUCCAGCUGUCUGGUUAGGGCACUGACUGACUGAUUUCCUUGAUUUCCUUGCCCAUAUCUAUGUCUCUUAUGCUAGUUUGUUCACUGACUGAAAACAAUAGACUGCAAAACGAAGAAGAAGAAAAAGAAUACAAGUACAUCUGCUGUUGUUUAUGAGCAUGCUUCUCUGUCAUAUUGUGAUUCAGGCCAAAGUGAGUGUUGGCUGAUUGAAUGGGGAGUUACUCACUGUUCAUUAAAAACCAGAACCAAGAACCAGAACUAAGAUUCAGCUCUGUUGCUUGAGACAAUCAGAGGGAUUUUCUAGCCCAUUGACCUCUGUCCCACCAGCGUCCCAGUCUGUGAGGGUUUGGUAACUGAAGGUUGGGUUACUGCUACUGUGUGUAGCAUGUCGUAUCCCUUUUGAAACAUUGGGGAUCUCCUUUUCUAUUAACAAUUAAUUAACUGAAUUCCAAUAGAUUUUCUGAAUUGACUUGAAAAUUUAAAUUUACCACAACUCUUUUUCCUGUGAAUGCCCUGGAAAGAAAACAUUUGUUCUCUGAAUGGUGUAGAUAUAAUUUCUAAAGGUCUCUGUUACUGAUCUGGAAAAAAAAGCACGUGUCCUGUACUCUUCUUUUGUCUUCUUGUAAGAAAUUAAGAGGCUACAUUUUUGCUUCUAAAUUAAGUUGAAUUACAAUUCUCAUUAUUUGAUUAAAUAACAUGGGUUUAAACUCGACCCGGCCAUUAAAACAGUUCAAUGUUUUUUUCUUUGGUAAAAAUGUACAAAAAAUAAGAAAAAGUCAAAAAUGUAUCUCAAUAUAGGAAAAAGUAAAAGAUACAUAUUUGCUGGUGAUUAUUUUUAUAAUAAAUACAUACAUGUACAUAAUGUCUUUGAGAGAUGCUAUUUGCUGUAUACUUGCAUUCUCAUUAAAAACUACGAUCCUCGACGGGACAACUUGGAACAACAAACGUUUCAGUAUACAAAAAUGUCAGUAUACAAAAGUUUCAGUAAUGUGCAAUACAAAAAGCAUGCUGUUUUAAAAUGAGGAAAUUCCAUGUACUAUGCAACCGUGUACAUCGCUUCAUGCUGUGACUAAUUCUCCAACUGUCCUUUUCCAAGCAGCUUCAUCAGAACUCUUAAGGACAUUUUGUGUUGAUACUUUUUGUGGAAGACGAACAACUCAACGGCUAAUGCGGUAUUGCAUGCAUAAUGUACCCUUUUAAUUUAUGAAAACGAAUGAAAAGAAAAUCAUGUGAAAUGCGAGAUGAUUGUGUCAAAGGCGAAGCUAGAAGUAACUUAAAAGUUUUCUUUUACAAAAUAAAAGUCGUUCUACAACAA
Molecule: messenger RNA, 5144 nt
Organism: Salvelinus fontinalis (brook trout)
Lineage: Eukaryota; Metazoa; Chordata; Actinopteri; Salmoniformes; Salmonidae
Product: voltage-dependent L-type calcium channel subunit beta-4-like
Exons: 13
Coding region: 526-2061 (511 amino acids)
Biological process (GO): neuromuscular junction development; regulation of voltage-gated calcium channel activity; chemical synaptic transmission
Cellular component (GO): voltage-gated calcium channel complex
Molecular function (GO): high voltage-gated calcium channel activity; protein binding
Source: RefSeq, a predicted model, not a curated record